AUGUCUCCGCUCGAGCAGCCGACGGGCCGCGAGGUUUCCACAAACCCGCCGUCGACGCCAUCGCAGGCACACGUCUCCGAUCUGGCCGUCGCUGAAAGGACCGGCUCGGUCGUUGCCACCGACGCCCCGGCCUCCCACUCUCCAGCAUCCAAGGAUGAGACGGAACCACAAAUAACGACGGACAAGGCACCGGCCGCUGACACCUCCCACGAUGCAACCGCACGCACGAAUCCUCCCUCUACGCCGCCCCAGGUCAAGAGCCUGCAGGCCAACGAUGCCGAGGACGCCUUGGCCUCCUCAGUGGCCACCAUCAAACCCGCACACGGACAGCCUUCCUCCGCCGACACCUCCGCCCAGCUUCUCUCUGCCGCGCCCCCCAGAUAUGUCGACCCCACGCCACCGACCCCAAUGACCUCCCAGCCAUCCUCGCGAAGCCCUUCCAACGCCAGGUCUCCCAUCUCGGACGACGACAACGACCGAUCCCCCUCAAGGUCGGAUGAUGACAAGAGAUACACGAGCGAGGACGAUCAGGAUGGCGGCUCGAGGUCCGAGAUCCAGAGCAUCAUGGAUCAGUUCAGCGAGGCUGGCGGCGGCCCCGACGAGGACGAAGUCAUGAGUCCGAGGCUGGAGAUCACCUCCCCCAUGCUCGGUGGCGCCUUGCAGCACCCGCCUCGAAAGUCAAGCCUCGAGCCCGUCACGCCAUCCCUUCCUGCCGAUUUCAAUCCCUUGCACAUUUCCACGGCCGUCUCCUCGAGUGCCAGAUCCAUGAACCACGCGGACGACGAUUCCGGACCACCCGUGCCUCCCAAAGACGACCCUCGCGAGAGGCCUCUGCGAUCGGACGAGGAACGCAAAUCUUCCGUCGUCGUCUCUCCCACGUCCCCUACGAUGCCCUUGACUUUGCACCGCCCCCCACCUCCCGAGCCGGAGCCGGAGCCGUCGCUGCCAUUCGACUUUCAUCGAUUCCUAGAGCAGCUGCGCAACAAAAAGGCCGACCCCGUGGCAAGAUAUCUUAAGUCGUUCUUGUCCGAGUUUGCCAAAAAGCAGUGGAUGGUUCAUGAGCAGGUCAAGAUUAUCGGCGACUUCCUGGCCUUUAUCGCCAACAAGAUGAUGCAGUCCGAAGUUUGGAUGGACGUGUCCGAUGCCGAGUUUGACAAUGCCCGCGAAGGGAUGGAGAAGCUGGUCAUGAACAGGCUGUACGCUCAAACCUUUUCUCCCGCCAUAUCUCCGCCUAUGCCCAUACCGGAUGCGAAGCCGAAAAAGAGAGGCGGACCUGUGCCGAUGGGACCUGGCCGUCGAGGACAGCACCAGGAGGACGUCGAGCGGGACGACAUCCUGACGCAGAAGAUCAACAUUUACGGAUGGGUGAAGGAAGAGCAUCUUGAUAUCCCUCCCGUCGGCGAGAGCGGCCGUCGCUUCCUGAAACUGGCACAGCAAGAGCUUCUCAAGAUCAGGUCCUACCGAGCGCCUCGGGACAAAAUAAUAUGCGUCCUCAACUGCUCCAAGGUCAUUUUCGGCUUGCUCAAGCACAACAAAUCGGAUUCAUCCGCUGACUCGUUUAUGCCCCUGCUUAUCCACGUGGUGCUGCAAUCAAACCCAGAGCAUUUGGUGUCGAAUGUCCAGUACAUUCUACGCUUCCGGAAUCAGGAUAAACUUGGCGGCGAAGCUGGAUACUACCUCUCUUCACUGAUGGGAGCGAUUCAGUUCAUUGAAAGCAUGGAUCGUUCCUCACUUACCAUCUCGGAUGACGAGUUCGAAAAGAACGUCGAAGCUGCCGUCUCUGCGAUUGCUGAGAAGCAGCAGUUCAAGUCCCCUGUCAUAUCGCAGCAGGCCACGAUGAAUGAGAAGGUUGCCGUGCGUCCUAGAGAGCCCGCUGGACGGUCAUCGAUGGAUGGAGCAGAGCCCUCAACCCCUCGGUACUCAAUAUCAUCAAAUGAGGGCGAUUCGCGAGAAGAUGGUGCCGCCAUCACCGGCCUGCUGAGGACGUUCCAGAAGCCACUCUCCACCAUUGGUCGCAUUUUCUCCGAAGAGACCGGUUCAACUUCUUUUGGUCCAGGAAACCCAUCACACCCAAUGGCGUCGUCCGACCAGUACCCCCCACGCCACGGCCGAGAAGCUCGACACGAUCAACAACACGAUCAACGACACGAGCAUCGACACAACCACAGGCCUGACCACGGCUCCAGGAGGCAGUCUGUUCGCCACACCUUGUCUGCCGAAGAGGCUGCUGCCAGACAGGCCAGCGCGGAGGCAGCCGAGGCUCAUAGAUUGCAGAAUGCCGAGCACGCUAAUGUCGUUGAGACACUGUCCGGCAUGUUCCCGGACCUCGACAGGGAUAUUAUUAGCGAUGUGGUGUACGAGAAGGAAGGAAGCCUCUGCAACUCUCUUCCCAUGCCUGCAAACAUGGUCCCUUUUUCCUGA
This is a messenger RNA of Drechmeria coniospora, 2421 nucleotides long. Its product is annotated as vacuolar protein sorting-associated protein. Gene Ontology annotation, biological process: vesicle-mediated transport. Bases 1 to 2421 code for a protein of 806 amino acids. NCBI's taxonomy places the organism in Eukaryota, Fungi, Ascomycota, Sordariomycetes, Hypocreales, Ophiocordycipitaceae. Gene Ontology annotation, molecular function: guanyl-nucleotide exchange factor activity; ubiquitin binding; small GTPase binding. Gene Ontology annotation, cellular component: endocytic vesicle; cytosol. The transcript has 5 exons. The record is from RefSeq and is a predicted model, not a curated record.